Messenger RNA from Neopelma chrysocephalum (saffron-crested tyrant-manakin), 2978 nucleotides. RefSeq names its product DNA polymerase gamma 2, accessory subunit (gene POLG2). The record is from RefSeq and is a predicted model, not a curated record. The transcript is spliced from 18 exons. The coding region runs from base 1 to 1773 and encodes 590 amino acids. NCBI's taxonomy places the organism in Eukaryota, Metazoa, Chordata, Aves, Passeriformes, Pipridae. Gene Ontology annotation, cellular component: cytoplasm; mitochondrion. Gene Ontology annotation, biological process: mitochondrial DNA replication.
AUGGUUCCCGUCUCACGCUCCUCCUCCUGGCGCCGCUACGAACUCGUGAUGCAGCGACUAUGGAAAUUUCCACUGCGCUGCCUCUGCUCUGCCAGCGUGAACUCGAGAGCCCCGGGGAGCGAAGGGGCCUCACCCGCCCUCUUGGCAGGAGCCCCGCGCUCUGCCUUGAUCUGCCUCAGGCCUGUGGCUGCCCCGGGGAUGGGUUUUUCCCCUGGAAUGUCCCCGGGCAGCUGCCCCGUGUUCCCAUCACAGCAGGGUCUUUCUCACCCCACUGCCCCUUCUAGCCCCCUGGGAGCUCUGGACCUCCGUGUCUCAGAGGGGAAGAUAAUGAACUUUGAGGACACCCUUGAGCUCGGCCCAGGGUCGCGUCCAAGGUCGGGUCUAAGGUCGGGGGUCCCGGCGGGGCGGGCCCUGGCGGUGCCCUCGCGCAUGCGCAGCCGCCAUGCCCCCGCCGUGAGGGAGCGGGAAGAUGGCGCUGGGCGCCCGCCAGAGCCGGCGCUGGUGCGGCCGCGCCGCGCUGCGGAGCUGCUGGAGGUGUGCUGGCGGCGGCGCUUCCUGCGCGGCGGCGCGGGGCCGCUGCCCUGGCGCGCCUACCUGAGCGGGCAGCACCCGGGGCUCGGGCCGCUGGGCGCGGCCCUGCGCGCCAACCUGGCGGCGCAGUGGUGGGACUCGGCCAUACCCCCGCGGGAGCAGGUGUUCGCCGUGGAUGCCCCGCUCCACGGCCCGCCCGGAGCCCCGCGGGACGCGCGGGGGCUGCGGCUGCUGCAGCCGGAGGCGCUGCGGGACGCCUUGCAGGGCUGUGGGCACAGCCCGGCCCUGGACCAAGUGCUGGGCGCCGCGGGAGUGCUGCGGGAGAGCCUCCUGCCCGGUGUUCUGGCGCAGUAUGUCAGCUGCUUAGAGCUGGUGAACAAAAGACUACCUUGUGGCCUCGCUCAGAUUGGAGUGUGCUUUCAUUCUCUUCCAGAAAGUGAGCAACCCAACAAAAACCUUACAAGAAUAGGAGAGAGGACCACGUCCUUGCUUGCAUGGUUUAGUUCUCCCAGAACUUCAGGACAGUGGCUCGAUUACUGGCUACGCCAGAGGCUCCAGUGGUGGAGAAAGUUUGCAGUAGGCCCGUCUAACUUCAGCAGCAGUGACUUUCAUGAUGAAGAAGGCAGAAGAGGAUUUAAGUUACAUUACAAGUUUCCUUGGGGGACAGAAACAAUAGAAACAUUGAAGAACCUUGGUGAUACCGAACUGUUACAGAUGUAUCCAGGGGAAAGUUCAAAAUUACUUGGCCGAGAUGGAAGGAAGAAUGUUAUUCCUCAUGUUCUGUCUAUGAAUGGAAACCUGGACCGAGGAGUCUUGGCCUAUCUCUUUGAUUCCCUACAGCUGGCUGAGAAUCCAUUAACAACAAAGAAAAAUUCACAGAGAAAGGUACUUAAGCUACAUCCUUGUUUAGCACCUCUUAAAGUGGCCUUGGACGUAGGAAAAGGUCCAACAACAGAGCUGAGACAGGUUUGUCAAGGACUGUUCAAUGAACUGACAGAAAACAGAAUUUCUGUGUGGCCAGGUUAUCUUGAAACUGUGCCAGUGUCUCUGGAACAGCUUUAUACAAAGUACGAUGAGAUGAGUAUUCUCUUCAUGAUCUUGAUAACUGAUGCCACUCUGGAGAACGGGGUGGUCCAGCUGAGGAGCAGAGAUACCACCAUGAAGGAAAUGAUGCACAUUUCUAGGCUGAAGGACUUCUUAACUAAAUAUGUGACGUCAGCCAAAAAUGUGAAUGUGUUUUAAUCACAUGGCCCCAGUUCUUCAACAUUCAAGCUACUUCAUCUUGCACUUGAUAAGCAUAAAAAUCAGAAGCUGUGGGUGGGGUGCUGAGUGAUCCCUGGCACGAGCAGCUGCACAGCAGGGCAGUGAGGACCUUACCAGUGUACUGCAGGAUCAGGAAGGCAGCUGAAGCAGCACAAUAUCUUAAGUCAGUUGCUUUGUUGUCACUUCAUAAUUUAAGUUUGAACUGAGUCUUGUCAAACUUCAGAAACAUGGAAUAAAGAGCAGAAGCACUGAACAAUUUUGAACAGAACGCAGGAGCUACCUUUUGGAUUAACUGUGGUUAGUGUAACUAAAGAGAGUCUUGAGGGCACUGUGCCCCAGCUUGCUGGUGCCAGGAGGCUCUUUCCUAGGACCAGAGAGAAAAAUAAAACCAGACUCUCCCCAAGGUGGACCAGGGGUCUCUUGUAAAAAUUCCAGAGUCAGUAGAGGAAUUGACAAAUACAAAAAUCACAGCUGCUUCCCUCUCAUGCAUCAUCUUUGGGGGAGAGAUGCUUUGUUUUCCCUUGAAGAAUGUGUAAGUGAUGGGAAGAGAUCCGUUCUCGGAGAAACAAGACAGGGUCACGUUCUGGCCUUUCGUUGUGUGAGAGGUGGGUGAGCUCAGCACUGGUUUGGAAAUUGGCUCUGAGAAAAGAAAACUGAAAAGGCUCAAUCACUGAGUACAGGACACAAGCUCCAAGCAAGACUCAGAGUUAAGCAAGAAAAUGAGGUGGGCACUGAGGAUGGAGGGUUGGCGAGCCAGGGCAGGGCAGCACUGCUGACUCCUGAGGGAAUAACAGCCAUCUGCAGUAAAGGUUACAAAGGACAUGUCAGCAGGUGAAAGGAACUUUUGAGCACCCAGUUUGAUAACCUAGCAUCUCCCACAUCUCCCAAAGAUGAAAUGUGAAAACAUACUGAAUGAAAAGAAAAAUGCUAAAAAAUAAUUACAUCUACCAGCACUCUUAUCUGUUUUUCAUCCCUUUUCAAACCUCUGUUGGUGUACUCUGAGGUGUCUCUGAGGAGUAUCUGCCCCUCUGUGCAGUUUAACCAGCAGUUACAUGAGUGGCAGCACUGGCUGUGUGUGAGCACCUGCUGCAGGAGUGGACAGCAGUUAAAAAUGCCCUCGAGGGGCUGAGUCACUCACACGCUGCUGGUGCAGGGAAAGGUCAAGGUGGUAUCACAGACCACAA